This is a messenger RNA of Coregonus sp. 'balchen', 6282 nucleotides long. The record is from the annotation of a GenBank genome assembly. Lineage: Eukaryota; Metazoa; Chordata; Actinopteri; Salmoniformes; Salmonidae.
AUGCCACCACAGGGUCAUUUCUCGGCCCCAGCGCUGCAAGCGGUGCCCACGUUGCUCAGAGCCGCCAGAGGAGAUGAUGAUGGGUGAAUGCUGGGUCUGUCUGACUGUGAGUGAUGCUGCCCCAGCAAAUAUACACACCACUACUCUACUGGCACUGUGGUGUGUGUCGAAUGAGACUGACUGGAGUUCACUGUGUGGGAAAACCUUGAAGAGAUUCAUAGAAUGUUAUUAAAGCAUAGAGAUUACACAUUUCUCUGGGACACUCGCUCCGAAUGAUCACUCUGAUUCACUUUGUAUUUAGACUUUAUGUACAGUUGAAGUCGGAAGUUUACAUACACCUUAGCCAAAUACAUUUUAAACUCAGCUUUUCACAAUUACUGACGUUUAAUCCUAGUAAAAAUUCCCUGUCUUAGGUCAGUUAGGAUCACAACUUUAUUUUAAGAAUGUGAAAUGUCAGAAUAAUAGUAGAGAGAAUGAUUUAUUUAAGCUUUUAUUUUUCAUCAAAUUCCCAGUGGGUCAGAAGUUUACAUGCACUCAAUUAGUAGUUGGUAGCAUUGCCUUUAAAUUGUUUAACUUGGGUCAAACGUUUCGGGUAGCCUUCCACAAGCUUCCCACAAUAAGUUGGGGGAAUUUUGGCCCAUUCCUCCUGACAGAGCUGGUGUAACUGAGUCAGGUUUGUAGGCCUCCUAGCUCGCACACACUUUUUCAGUUCUGCCCUCAAAUGUUCUAUAGGAUUGAGGUCAGGGCUUUGUGAUGGCCACUCCAAUACCUUGACUUUGUUGUCCUUAAGCCAUUUUGCCACAACUUUGGAAGUAUGCUUGGGGUCAUUGUCCAUUUGGAAGACCCAUUUGCGACCAAGCUUUAACUUCCUGACUGAUGUCUUGAGAUGUUGCUUCAAUAUAUCCACAUCAUUUUCCUUCAGCACGGGGGUGGCAGCAUCAUGCUGUGGGGGUGCUUUGCUGCAGGAGGAACUGGUGCACUUCACAAAAUAGAUAUAAUCAUGAGGUGCUUCACGGUUGGGAUGGUGUUCUUCGGCUUGCAAGCGACCCCCUUUUUCCUCCAAACAUAACGAUGGUCAUUAUGGCCAAACAGUUCUAUUUUUGUUUCAUCAGACCAGAGGACAUUUCUCCAAAAAGUACGAUCUUUGUCCCAUGUGCAGUUGCAAACCGUAGUCUGGCUUUUUUAUGGCGGUUUUGGAGCAGUGGCUUCUUCCGUGCUGAGCGGCCUUUCAGGUUAUGUUGAUAUAGGACUCGUUUUACUGUGAAUAUAGAUACUUUCGCACCUGUUUCCUCCAGCAUCUUCACAAGGUCCUUUGCUGUUGUUCUGGGAUUGAUUUGCACUUUUUGCACCAAAGUACGUUAAUCUCUAGGAGACAGAACGCGUCUCCUUCCUGAGCGGUAUGGCGGCUCCGUGGUCCCAUGGUGUUUAUAGUUGCGUACUAUUGUUUGUACAGAUGAACGUGGUACCUUCAGGCGUUUGGAUAUUGCUCCCAAGGAUGAACCAGACUUGUGGAGGUCUACAAUUAAUUUUCUGAGGUCUUGGCUGAUUUCUUUUGAUUUUCCCAUGAUGUCAAGCAAAGAGGCACUGAGUUUGAAGGUAGGCCUUGAAAUACAUCCACAGGUACACCUCCAAUUGACUCAAAUUAUAUCAAUUAGCCUAUCAGAAGCUUUUAAAGCCAUGACAUCAUUUCCUGGAAUUUUCCAAGCUGUUUAAAGGCACAGUCAACUUAGUGUAUGUAAACUUCCUACUGGAAUUGUGAUACAGUGAAUUAUAAGUGAAAUAAUCUGUCUGUAAACAAUUGUUUGGAAAAAUUACUUGUGUCAUGCACAAAGUAGAUGUCCUAACCAAACUAUAGUUUGUUAACAAGAAAUUUGUGGAGUGGUUGAAAAACUAGUUUUAAUGACUCCAACCUAAGUGUAUGUACACUUCCGACUUCAACUGUAUCAAUCGACACAUGUCCCGAUUGUCAGUCAGUUUCUCUCAGAGUAUAGGCUAGAUUAUUUGGUUCCAGUGCAACGACUGACUGCCUCUCCGUCUCUGUGUGUGUGCAGGUUCUGUGGGGAGUGUCUGCAGCCCUGUCUCCAGGUGACUUCUCCCCUCUGCCCUCUGUGCCGCAUGCCUUUUGACCCAAAGAAGGUGGACAAGUCCUCCAGUGUGGAGAAACAGCUGUCCAAUUACAAGGCCCCCUGUCGGGGCUGCAGUAAGAAGGUGAACUACACUACUGUGGCUUCCCAGUCUCAAGCCAACACACAUACUGUACAGACGCACACUUGAUGAUACACAAUACCACACACACUCACAAAACAUCUCCCUGCCCAUUUAUUCACUUAAUAACAUGUCUCUCUCUCUCUCUCUCUCUCUCUCAUGUUCCUCUCUCUCUCUCUCUCUCUCUCUCUCUCUCUCUCUCCUCCUCUCUCCACUGGUGGGCUCCAGGUGUCUCUGGUCAAAAUGAGGUCACACAUCUCCUCUUGCGCAAAGGUCCAGGAACAGAUGGCCAACUGCCCAAAGUUUGUGCCUGUGGUCCCCACUUCACAGCCCAUUCCCAGGUAAGCUCUCUGAGGGGCUCUCAGUCGCUCCUGGACAUCAGGGUCCAUUUGGACAGACUGAAGAGAUUUGAGUCAAUAUUUCUGUCCUAGCAUUGAUCUGCAGAACCACACUCCCAAUACAUUGAAAGGCAGUUAAUUAGCUCUUCAAAGAGGAAUCGGUUCAUUCCCUCCCUUUCAGUGUUUCUGUCACAUCACGUCACGUCUAACUCUCUGUCUGGAGGGUAUGUCUGUCUGUCCUUCUGUCUAGAGGGUAUGUCUAUCGGGAGGGUCUUUCUGUCUGGAGGGUCUGUGAACAACUCAGCCAGAGGAGGUCCCACUCCCAACAUGUGCAAGAAGCACUGAGUUACUAGUCUGAGGACGAGUACUGUGAUCAGGCUCUGUGACGUCCAUAGUGACCAUCUGGAACUCACGGGUGAACACAGAAUAGCUUAUCUUGUGUCUUCUCUCGGUUUUCAAGGUUGUUGUUUUUACCACAUUCCAAAACACAAUUUAAUUGGGCGAUGUUGCCAGCACCACAAAGGCAGAGUCUCAUCUAGUUGAAGGCCCAGAGAACACAGUGGACCAUCUGCUGGUGUUGUCUACUUGUCAGAAAGUCAUUAUUCUGACUAAACUGUCACUUUCUUAGCCCAAGGCUGAAAUGAUGUUUGGUCGGUAUAGUUUUUCUGAGGACAUUGCUGUUCUAUGAAGUCUACAGUACAGUGUGCACCUUUAGACAUGUCUGUCAAAUAGACAUUUCCCAUUAGCUAGUAGACUGUCCUACCUGAGAGACCUGUCAACCCUAAGUCUGAUGGGACUCUAAUGGGCUGCUCCUGGUUAGCUGUGGAGGGUAGUGUGUGAAUAGGCCCUGUUGUCUUGCUGUAGUGCUGAUGGAGCAGUGAGUUAAUGAACACAUUGUUAAGGGGUGUGGCUCGGCUAGCGUAAAUGUCACUGCAGCACAUUGCUUUCUGACCCUCAUGUCCACACAGACCAGCUGUCCUUCUAGGUGUGCUGCUGGACAUGAUUGGCAUCCUGCUAGUGUCUGAGAACUGGGCCUCAGACUUUGGCGCUCUACUCACACACAACAACACACCAUCAGUGUGUGUCUGGCAAAGUGUGUGUGUGCGCAUACCCAUGUUGUUUCCUUUAUGGCUCCUACUAAACGUGUGUUUUCUCCCUGCCUGCAGCAAUAUUCCAAACCGCUCCACCUUUUCAUGCCCGUUCUGUGGAGCCCGCAAUCUGGACCAACAGGAGCUGGUCAAACACUGUAUGGAAAACCACCGCAACGAUCCCAACAAAGUGGUCAGUCUGUUAUGUUAUACCCUGAACUAUGGACACUGUCCUAGUCUGAACAUGGACACUGUCCUAGUCUGAACAUGGACACUGUCCUAGUCUGAAUUUCCUCAAGCAUUUAUGUGCUGAUAUGAAGUGUUACGCAACGUUGACGUCAUUCUUCAUGAGAGUGCAUCCUAAACCAACAGAUUCUAAUGCAUUCUGGUUUGGUGUACUGGUGAGGUAAUUACAGGGUUGUUGAUUGGUUGGUGUGCCUCCAGGUGUGUCCUGUAUGUUCAGCCAUGCCCUGGGGGGACCCCAGCUACAAGAGCUCCAACUUCCUCCAGCACCUCCUCCACCGGCACAAGUUCUCCUACGACACGUUUGUGGUGAGGAUAAGGGUUGGGGUCUGGGCUCUGUAUCGUCUGUUCUUUAGAUAGGACUAGAGCAGUUCUGUUGUCAAUAAUGUGACUGUAAUAUCCUAGUACUGUCACUGUAAUAUCCUAGUACUGUCACUGUAAUAUCCUAGUACUGUCACUGUAAUAUCCUAGUACUGUCACUGUAAUAUCCUAGUACUGUCACUGUAAUAUCCUAGUACUAUCACUGUAAUAUCCUAGUACUGUCACUGUAAUAUCCCAGUACUGUAACAUGAAUGCACUGCAUAUCUCAAAGCAGUCUGCUUUAUUUAUUUGGUGUCUGGCAUUAUUUGCUCAGUGGUUGACUGUGUGACUUUGUGUUUGCAGGACUACAGCAUUGACGAGGAGUCAUCACUGCAGGCAGCCAUGGCCCUGUCCUGUCAAAUCAAAUGUUAAAGUGAGUGACUGUGUGACUCUGUGUUUGCAGGACUACAGUAUUGAUGAAGAGGUGGCACUACAGGCAGCCCUGGCUCUCUCCAUGGCAGAGAACUGAGUCCCCUUGGUCCUCUGAGUCCCCCACUCUGCUGUCUGGGGAUGCACUUCCAUCCUGACACCCCACUAGCUCUCUUUCUUUCUCUGGAUCCACCCCAUAUCCCGCCCCCUCCACAGCCACCUCACAGGGAGAGUUUGGAAGGACCUUGGCCCUGGCCUAGACUCCCACUCUGGGAGAGCUCCAGAGGGAUUAUCUCCUAACCCUGUCCCCGAUCCUCUACCUGGCCCUUCAUCCACUCUGCUCACCUGCUUAAACUCGUCAAGGCCCAUUACCAUUACAUCAUAUCCUCUCAGCCAGCAGCAGCCCCUUCACUUCCUGUAUACUGGGGAGAAAGGGAGCUUGGCCUCCAAUAAAUGUUGCAAUUCAAAACCACUGCAAUGCAAAACAAUGAGUACAGCAUGGAAAGUUUUGUUAUUCGGCAGAAAGUAUGAAGGUUCCCAAAAAUAAGGAUUUAAGGUAUUUUCUUUGACUCUUUAUUUUUCACUGUUCAAAUGAAAUGUUUUCAAACUCCAGGAAAAAGCCAUCACAUGACACACGUUCUGGUAAAAGUACCACAGAUUAGUUCUGUUAAAGUUUAUUCUCAAGUGAAUCAUUUGAUGGCUUUUUGAAUAAGAGGGACUACAGUUGAAUGGCUUGACCCCAUUGUCAGUGUGAUAAGCUUACAGAUGGGUGACAGUCUAGACAUGACCAGUUAAACAGAGAGGGAGGACAUUCUCACAUCCCCAUCACGACAACAACACACACUAACAUUUGCAAAUCAAAACAAACUAUCAAACUAUCCCCUUUUGUAUUCAGAGUUCUUGUGAAUACUUGCACUUGUCACAUUUUUCUACAUAAUUGAACUAUAGAUUGUUCUUAUUUCAUAGUUAAGAAACAGAAUUAUAGUACUGCAUUUAGUCUUCACUCUGCUGUUGCUCUGCUGAUAUUUUUAUGAAGCACCAGACAAGAUGAAAUCUAUUUUUGGAAAAUGUUUCAGUUUCAAAUGCUGUACUAAUAAUAAGAAACGUGUUUAUUGGGGAUGUGUUUGUUGUUUUACCACCUUUUUCAAAGUAUUCAUUGGUACUGUACUGCUGGCAUCAAACAGUUGUUAGCAGGAUCUUAGGGCCUAUGUGUAAUACACUGUCCCAAACACAAGAGGGCAGCCCAGUCUCGAAAUAGACCGGGCACAAGUCAAAAGUCAUUCAAAGCCCAGUGUUCUUCAGUCAGUGUUACUCCAAGUCAUCAUGUUUAUACCCAUGCACAGUAUUGUGAAAAAGGCCCAUGUGUUGCCUAAAUGUAUGAGCUGUUUGGUUUAGUGCCCACUAUGAGAAGUGUUAGGGAAAUUGACAUUGUAAAGUGCAAGAAGUGAAAUAUGACGUGAGUACUGUUGGAUAAGUCUAUCCUUGUGGUUGAAUUGGUUGUUGCGCUGUAAAAGUCCAGUUUUAUGUUCAUUAUUUUAUUGAACACCAAUGUUGGUCUGAUAGUAAAAUGCAAAUGUAAAAGUGUACAUUGCAACACUGUACAGAAUCAGUACAAUGUUCCUAGGCCAUUUACAGUGCCUUGCAAAAGUAAUCAUCCCCUUGGCAUUUUUCCAAUUUUG